Molecule: messenger RNA, 324 nt
Organism: Pelobates cultripes (western spadefoot toad)
Lineage: Eukaryota; Metazoa; Chordata; Amphibia; Anura; Pelobatidae
Source: the annotation of a GenBank genome assembly
AUGGGGGCAGAGCUUGAGACCAAGACUGGAAAGAUGCCAUUUCUAACUGCUCCAAAUCUGCGGAUGCUAUUUCCCGAAAUACAACCUAUCACGGGUGCCAUUCAGCCUCCAAACCACCUUAAAUCGACCACGGGAACCUCUACAGCAUCACACAUAAUCCCUAAAGCCAACCAAACUGACAUGCAAACCAGGGGCCAACUUACCUCCAAUGUUCUCCUGCCUGGAGACCUAAAACCACAGCCAGGUAAUCCGGGCGAUCAAAGGGAUAUCGGGACAAUGUUACAGCUCCAAGCAUGCCCAAACAUAGCCACCGCAGAAGACCCA